AUGCGUUUUUGCAUCAUUUUAGUAGAUGUGGCCACCAUUUUGCAACAAGAGGUUUUAUUAAUUUGUCCUGAAAAUAUGGACUUUACAACGCCAUUCUUUAUGCCAAAGUAUAAUUUUCUGAAGCAACAGCAUGAGCAUACAAAAAUUUGUGAUUUAUUAGCUGUGAAACAGUGGGAGAUUGUGAUUCUUCUUCAUGCACUUGAUAUUAAAGAGCAUACAAAAAUUUGUGAUUUAUUAGCUGUGAAACAAAACUUAAACUCAAAUUAUCAACUCAGUUCUUACCCUUCCUUUCUAUCAUCCAUUCGUUGUCCCCCGUCUCCAUUGCAGUGCAAUCUCGCGAAAAUUGGUCCUCAUUCAUUUUCAUUAGCCAUGGUGACAGUCGCUUAUAAGACAACGAGAGUAACAGCCGUAAAAGCUAAGCCAAAGUUUGUUUUAAUGCUUAAAUUUUGUGACACAAACGGAAAAACUGGAGAUGAGUAUGCUUAA
This is a messenger RNA of Echinococcus granulosus, 486 nucleotides long. RefSeq lists its product as hypothetical. Bases 1 to 486 code for a protein of 161 amino acids. The transcript has 4 exons. Lineage: Eukaryota; Metazoa; Platyhelminthes; Cestoda; Cyclophyllidea; Taeniidae. The record is from RefSeq and is a predicted model, not a curated record.